GGGAAGUGACGUACUGUGCGCCGUGGCGCGAUGGAGCCCCAGCAGCAGCAGCAGCAGCUGAGAAACUUGCGGGACUUCCUUUUGGUCUACAAUCGGAUGACGGAACUCUGCUUCCAGCGCUGCGUGCCCAGCCUGCACCACCGAGCUCUGGAUGCUGAGGAGGAAGCCUGUUUGCACAGCUGUGCUGGGAAGCUGAUCCAUUCCAACCACCGCCUCAUGGCCGCUUAUGUGCAGCUUAUGCCUGCUCUGGUACAACGCCGCAUCGCAGACUACGAGGCUGCCUCAGCUGGGCCAGGUGUUGCUGCUGAACAGUCCGGAACCUCACCAUCAGGCAGCUAGCCCUCCCCAGCCCCAGGAAGGGAGGCACUGGAUGGACCCUCAAAUUGAAGGAGCCAGUGGACCUUGGGCUGGAUGCAGCCUGUAUAUAGAGCGAGGGGUUUCCUGAUAGCUGGGUACUAUUGCUCCUUUUCCUGGAGCCAAUAAACCCGCUUUUACUCUCUUUGGUUUAUGUUCUGGGCGGGGAAGCUUUGCCCAUUGUAUUGGCACCAUCCUUUAUUCUGUCAGUUAGUGCAUAUCUGUUGGCUUCAGCCCUGGCAGUGGAGAAAUUGCCUUCUCUGUGUAGAAGAAAAACCUUAACAUUCCCAGGCACCUGGUUAAAGCAAGGUCUGUGGGUACAGUUUUAAUGUUAGUAACAUCAACAGGAAGUUGAUUCCUGCCCAGAUGGCAGAGAAAGAUGAGACCUCUUUCUAGCUGUCCUUCACUUAAAUCUGUCUGACUUAAAUGACUCAUUUGUGAGCCAGUCGUACAUUGAUUCAUAACUCUUUUUUUUUUUUUUUCAUUCAUAACUCUUUUUGUGGACUCUAAGGAAUUCUGCUAGAUGUAGGUAAAGGAGAUAACCAAGGA
Messenger RNA from Neomonachus schauinslandi (Hawaiian monk seal), 903 nucleotides. It is a transcript of the gene TIMM10B, whose product is annotated as translocase of inner mitochondrial membrane 10B. Bases 31 to 339 code for a protein of 102 amino acids. Gene Ontology annotation, cellular component: mitochondrial intermembrane space chaperone complex. The transcript has 3 exons. The record is from RefSeq and is a predicted model, not a curated record. NCBI's taxonomy places the organism in Eukaryota, Metazoa, Chordata, Mammalia, Carnivora, Phocidae.